Molecule: messenger RNA, 2793 nt
Organism: Emiliania huxleyi CCMP1516
Lineage: Eukaryota; Haptophyta; Isochrysidales; Noelaerhabdaceae
Exons: 10
Coding region: 66-2183 (705 amino acids)
Molecular function (GO): ATP binding; ATP hydrolysis activity
Source: RefSeq, a predicted model, not a curated record
CGGUCGCCUCGGACCAGUCUCGCCCUUGCUGGAGAGGCUGAACGCACACAGCGGCCCGAUCUGCCAUGUCCUUGCCGCCCGUGGUGCGAUCGGCGUCCUUUACUGUCACAGCCUCUGGGAGCAGCCUACCGGGCAGCAAGCAGGUCGUUAUCGAGUCGCUUAAUGUGUUCACGCCAAGCGGCAGCGUUCUGUUAAUGGACUCCCGCAUCGUGGUUGUGCCGUCACGGCGGUACGCACUCGUCGGCCGGAACGGCGCAGGCAAGAGCGCGCUGCUUCAGCUCAUCUCGGAGGGCAAGCUGCCAGGAUGGCCGCCCUCCAUCACCACCGUGCUGGUGCGACAGGAGACCAUCCCAGGGUCCGUCGCCCUUCUGCAGUCGAUGCUUGACGCCCGCGCAGCCGCGUGGGAUCGGCCGGGACUAGAGGCGGAGAGAGACGCUCUGGAGGCACGCCUCGAGGGCGCUGACGCCGCAGCCGUCGCCUCCCUCUCCGAUCGGCUUGGAGAGGUGAUCGAUCUCCUGGAGACGAUAGACGGACCUCAGGCACAACAGCAUGCGCAGGGCAUUCUCCGAGGGUUACAGUUCGAGCCGGAGGACAGCGGGAAGGGGGAGAGCGAGCUGAGCAGCGGCUGGCAGCAGCGGCUGGCGCUGGCGCAGGCGCUCUUUGUGCAGCCGGACGUGCUUCUGCUCGACGAGCCAACCAACCACAUGGACCUCGCGGCCGUCCGGUGGCUGGAGGCGGAGCUCACGAGGACUCAGGCGACGGCCGUGAUCGUCAGCCACGACCCUGACUUUCUGACGGCGACGUGCAGCGACGUGCUCAGCAUCGAGGAGGAGCGGCUGGUGCACACGGCGGGCGGCUUCGAGAGCUACCUCGGCCGCCGGCAGCAGCUGUACAGACGCGACGAGGCGGUGAUGGAGAAGGCGCGCGUGAAGGAGGAGCGGCUCGCGUCCUCCCAAAAGGCGCAGCUCUCGAUCGAGGACCGGCACGUCGCCAGGACGCUGAAGAAGGUGGAGGAGGCGCAAAAGGCGCACGCGGUCAUCAACGUCAAGGCGCUCUGCGGGACGAUGAAGAAGAGCGGCGACGGCUCGGCGGCGCGGGCGGCGCAGCAGAAGAAGGCGCACCUUCAGCGAACUCUCAAGCUGGACGACGGCGAGAGGCUCGCACUAGAUUCUGAACAGACACCCACCAAGCACAAUUCGGCUGUGCUCAACGCCUCCGAGGCGACGGCGCGCGUGCAGGCGCGGCGCGCUUUUGAGCGCACACUCGCCUUCGAGUUCCGGGCGGGGACGCCGCUGUCGGGCGGUGCCCCUCUGCUGCGGCUGGACGAGGCGAGCAUCGGCCGUCCCGGGCGAGGCGCCGUGCUGAGAGAGGUGACGCUGGCCGUGGAGGCGGGCGCCAGGAUCGCCAUCCUCGGCUCCAACGGGGUGGGCAAGUCGACGCUCGGCGGCGCCGAGCUCCUCUCCGGCGACGUGAGCCGCAGGUCGCACUUGCGCGUGGCGUACCUGAGGCCCAAGCGCAGCGGGCAAAACCACCUCGAGCAGCUGGUGCACCACCUCGACAUGACCGCGGCCGAGUGCCUCGGCGCCGUCUCGCUCGCCGAGCACGCCAGCCAGCGGGUGGGCGACCUCUCAGGCGGUGAGCGCGUGCGGCUGAUCCUGGCAGCGGAGGUGCUGCCCGCGCUGCCGCACCUCAUAGUGCUCGACGAGCCGACCAACCACCUCGACCUCGACAGCCUCGACGCGCUGAAGGCCGGGCUGAGCAGCUUUCGCGGCGCCCUGCUGUGCAUCUCGCACCACCGCGACUUUGAGGCCGGCGAGGCGGAGGUGCCGCUCGUGCGGCGGCUGCGAGCGCUCGGCUUCCCACAGUAUGCGUGCAUCCGCGCGGCGCGCAUGACAAGCGGAGAGACGCUCGAGGCCCGCGUCGAGGCGGCGCAGCAGUGGCUCGAAACGCAGGGCGUCAGGCCGCGCCCACCGCCCACCUCGGGCGGGCCGCGACAGGCCGGCAACGUGCAAAGCGGGAGGGGCGGCCCGGAUCCGCCGCCAAGAGGGCAGCUGACGCGUCAGCGUUUUGCUCCAACCGCCGCCAAGACCGCCGAGCCCGCCAAGCCCAGGACCCCGGCGUCUGCCAAUCCGUGGGCGGCGCUGCACGGCGACGACGACGUGGACGACGAGGAGGCGAGGUGAGGGCUUCUGGUGGGGUGGGGACUGGGGAGGGGCGCCGGAGUGGGAGUCGGAAUGUCCCGUCUGAGAGAUGCGCGAUCGAAGAUUCGAUCUGGACGACGGCGGCAACGCGAUCAGCAGCAUGAGUCCGACGAAGACUGAGCCACGCGCACAGCCGCAGAAAGCGCGCCGCCGCAGCCUUGGUGAAGCGCGGGCGCCGCGCUAAGAGGGCCCUGCCGUUUGACUCCUCGUCGGGCGCGGCGGGGUAGUCGACCUCCCCAGCUCUGCCGACAACCCGGAGAUCCGCCAUCGGACAACCGGACCCUGGGAGCACGCCCGUUAAAGACUGGGAUUAGAUCUAAGGGGUGUUUCGACACCAAGUGUUUUGAACGCCGUCUCGGAAGAAAUCGUCAUGGAAAUUCUCUUGCCGACAGCGUUGGAAUGCGGAGAUAGUUACUGCUCUUUGUGUAGUGCCCCCCUCUUGGCACUUUACUCUCUCCUGUCCCGCGUGACUCUCUGUCUCACAUAUGAGUUUCUUCCCUCUGGAGGGCGACGCCGCGUGAGGCUCUUUCUUGCCUACAUACAGCUCUUGCCUAGGUAGGCAGGCUCUUUGCCUAUAACGAGACUAAGAAAG